Messenger RNA from Mytilus californianus (California mussel), 693 nucleotides. RefSeq lists its product as uncharacterized. The transcript is spliced from 2 exons. NCBI's taxonomy places the organism in Eukaryota, Metazoa, Mollusca, Bivalvia, Mytilida, Mytilidae. The record is from RefSeq and is a predicted model, not a curated record. Gene Ontology annotation, molecular function: zinc ion binding. The coding region runs from base 1 to 693 and encodes 230 amino acids.
AUGGCGGGUAUUGAUCAACAAAGUAAAUCUGUGGCUGAAUUGAAGGCAUUUUUGAGAGAAAGAGGUGUAAAUACUUCUAUCCAUAAAAAGGAGUCACUUAUUAGGUUAGCAGAGGCAGCAACCGAAAUUCAGCUUGAACCAGAAGAGGUGAAAAAUUACCAUUCUGACCGCCAAAACCGCCGCACAAUUGAGACACCAGACGGCAAAAAAGUUAUUAUUCCGGAUAUUCUUUCCAUCAGUGACUGGAAUAAUAACCUCACCACUCUUCCGACUGUUGAAAUGGGGGACAUUUUUGUAUAUUUAAUGACAACCUGCAUGUGGUCAAAUGAUAGACUGAAAUCAUACAAAAAUGACAAUGGCUACCAGUUAUAUAUGCAGAGACAUGUUGAUAAUGUUGUAAUGAGAACUUUGAAUAAUGACCAUCUAUAUAUAAAAUGUACACCUGAAACAAGACAAAAGGAAAAGCCAUAUACCACCUGGAUACUGAUGGAUAACAAAGAAAGGCAUAAAUCAGGGGGAUGUACUUGUGUUGCUGAUGAUGGCAGCUGCAAACAUUGUGUUGCUGUGUUAUUUGCCUUGCAUGAAUUUACAGAUCGACAUAAAGACAGAGGGACUGAAGUCUGCACUGACACACCUUGCCAGUGGGACAGACCAAGGCAGAGUUCAAAUCCUGAAACUAUCCAUACGCUUUAA